Rhinichthys klamathensis goyatoka is the source of this 1191-nucleotide messenger RNA. It is a transcript of the gene dnaaf10, whose product is annotated as dynein axonemal assembly factor 10. The record is from RefSeq and is a predicted model, not a curated record. Gene Ontology annotation, molecular function: ubiquitin binding. Bases 109 to 1185 code for a protein of 358 amino acids. NCBI's taxonomy places the organism in Eukaryota, Metazoa, Chordata, Actinopteri, Cypriniformes, Leuciscidae. The transcript is spliced from 8 exons.
GUGUUGUGGGAGGGUCCUUAAACGCGCUGAUCAAGCAACACAACUGACAUCGCCUGUCUUCUGCUCAAACUGGUAGUGUUCUCGUGUUUAAUUGACAGUAAAAGCACCAUGUCAGCAGCCCUCGAGAAGCCGCAGAUCAUCGCACACAUCCAGAAGAGUUUGAACUACACGGUGUUUGAGAGCAGAUGGAUUCCCUGCAGCGCAAAGUUUGUGUGUAUGGGAAACUUCGCCAGAGGAACCGGAGUGAUGCAGAUCUACGAGAUCCAGCACGGCGAACUGAAGCUGGUCAAAGAGAUCGAGAAGCCGAAGCCGAUCAAGUGUGGCACGUUUGGAGCCUCGUCUCUCCAGCACAGGCAUCUGGCCACCGGAGACUUCGACGGAAACCUCAACGUCUGGAACCUCGAAGCGCCGGAGUCCCCGGUGUACUCGGUCAAAGCACACAAGGAGAUCAUCAACGGUGUGGAUGGAGUGGGAGGACUGGGCAUCGGGGACGGGGCCCCGGAGAUCCUCACCGGCAGCAGAGACGGAACAGUGAAGGUGUGGGACUCCAGGCAGAAAGACACACCUGUGGUGAACAUGGAGCCGAUGGAGGGGGAAGCCAAGAGAGACUGCUGGACAGUGGCUUUCGGUCACGCGUUCAACGACCAAGACCGCUGUGUGUGUGCUGGAUAUGACAAUGGUGACAUCAAGUUAUUUGAUCUUAGAAAUAUGUCUUUACGAUGGGAGACAAAUAUCAAGAAUGGGGUAUGCUCUGUUGAAUUUGACAGAAAAGACAUUAACAUGAACAAACUAGUGGCAACAUCUCUAGAGGGCAAGUUUCAUGUGUUUGACAUGAGGACCCAGCAUCCCACCAAGGGCUUCGCUUCAGUGUCCGAAAAGGCGCACAAGUCUACAGUAUGGCAGGUGAAGCAUCUACCUCAGAAUCGGGACAUCUUCAUGACGGCUGGGGGAGCGGGUAAUCUACAUUUAUGGAAAUAUGAGUAUCCAGCCCAGAGGACUAAGAAGGACUCAGAUGAAGUAGACAUGGGUGUUGCUGGGUCCGUGAGUCUCCUGCAGAACGUCACCCUGUCCACACAACCCAUUUCCAGUCUGGACUGGAGCCCCGACAAGCAGGGUCUCUGUGUGUCCUCUUCGUUCGACCAGUCUGUGCGAGUGCUCAUCGUGACCAAACUCAACACAGUCUGAGCUAAC